This is a messenger RNA of Angiostrongylus costaricensis, 351 nucleotides long. Lineage: Eukaryota; Metazoa; Nematoda; Chromadorea; Rhabditida; Metastrongylidae. The record is from the annotation of a GenBank genome assembly.
AUGUUAAUGGACGUUGACAAUAUUCUCGAUGAACGGGUUGAUCCUUAUGAUCUUGAGAAAGUUCGCGACACUUACGAAACUCAACUUCAGCGUGGUUCACCGAGUGCUGUUGCAACAUUCAACUAUGCGGUGGCGCUUGUUCGGUCUACGAAGCAAGACAACUACGAUCGAGCCCUUGCAUAUGUCGAUAUUUUGCUCGCUGCGGAAAGUCACAAUAGACAGGCUACUCAUCUUCGCACGAUGAUUGAAAAGAGAAUGAAAAGAGAUGGACUAUUUGGUCUAGCAGUUAUCGGUGGUGGAGCUUUGUUGUUGACGGGCGUUGUGGCUGCGUUGUUUGCUGCAAAGAAGUAA